Acaromyces ingoldii is the source of this 552-nucleotide messenger RNA. RefSeq lists its product as hypothetical. The record is from RefSeq and is a predicted model, not a curated record. The transcript has 3 exons. NCBI's taxonomy places the organism in Eukaryota, Fungi, Basidiomycota, Exobasidiomycetes, Exobasidiales, Cryptobasidiaceae. Bases 1 to 552 code for a protein of 183 amino acids.
AUGAAGCUUCUAGAUCGGACGUCAUUCGCAUCGCCACUCGCACGAACGGGGGACACAUUCGGAGAUAAGCGGCGGAAGGUCUUGGAUGCCAUGACGCAUCGCGGACUCGAUCCGAUCAGCUUUACCGAGACGGUUGUUGUGCCGCACCACAUUGACUUCAUGGGCCAUAUUGCCAACGCACACUAUCCCACCUUCUUUCAGGUCUCGCACAACCGCCUGCUUUGCGCAUACAUCGCUGAAUUCACCAACGAAGAGUUCGCGAGCGCCGUCACUGGCGCGCACGAAAUCGCGCCGGUUCCCAUUCAGAUUAGCACGGCCUUCCGCCUUCCUGUUGGGUUCCCCGACGCCAUCAUCACGGGUGGACGCUUCGCAAAGGUUGACGACAAAAUCUGGCACAUCGUUUACGAGGCCUUUAGCCUGGCAAGUGGUCAGCACGUCGCCACAUUCGACGUCAUCAAUCGCCUCGUUGACCUGAAGACAGGUCGAGCCAUCAAAAUCUCUGAGAGCGACGCUGGCAGAGAGCUCCGCGAAAGCCGCGCGGGAAAUCAGUAA